This is a messenger RNA of Vollenhovia emeryi, 728 nucleotides long. RefSeq names its product protein QIL1-like. Bases 156 to 557 code for a protein of 133 amino acids. The transcript is spliced from 3 exons. NCBI's taxonomy places the organism in Eukaryota, Metazoa, Arthropoda, Insecta, Hymenoptera, Formicidae. Gene Ontology annotation, biological process: cristae formation. Gene Ontology annotation, cellular component: MICOS complex; mitochondrial crista junction. The record is from RefSeq and is a predicted model, not a curated record.
UCUACUUUCGCGCCUCAGAUGGCGCUUCUUCCCUCCGCUCUCUGUAAACACGGCGGGCUUUACGUAAGUCUCUUGACAGACGACACGCGCUUCCGCACUCAACUGGGACCUUUCGAACUAAACCCACCCUUCCCGAGGUGAUUUCCGACCGAACAAUGGGCAUCGUGCGGUUAGUACAUUCGCUGAGGAGUAGAGAGGACCCACUGUCACGGUUCGCCGUCAAGGCCACCCUCGUAGGCGGUGUCGUUUACUACAGCGUUCAGCAGGGCCUGUGGUCCAAGUCCGAGGACACCGUGCAGUUAUACGGCAGGCUCUACAACGGCAUCGCGCCUUACGUUAAGGACAACAUCCCCAAGGAGGUCAUCAACGAGCUACCACCGUUGCCGAGCACCAGUGACCUCUCCAACUCCGUCAAGUCAUCGUGGAACAAGGGAGUCAUAGCGAGCAUGAAAUUCCUGUCGGAGACUCCGACCUACGUGGCCAGCGGUGUGCAGAGCGUUUCGGAAACCAUGCGGGGUUACAUAGAGCAACAGAGAGUGUCCGAGAAAAGUCAAUAGCGUUUUCUAAUCCUAUAUUGUGGAUUUUAGGGAAACAUAACAUCAUUGAACCGUUGUUAGCUUCACUCCUGCUGUUAAUUUAUAUAUCUAUACACUGUUGACGCGGCUAUUUACAUAUCGAGCGUUUUCUUACUAAUUUAUUAUAUGUCCAAUAAAUAUUUUAUCAUGGAA